AUGAAGUUCUCCCUAACAUUCCUCACUUUGGUAGCACUCAGCUAUUCAGCUCCUCAACCAAGGAAGCUGUUCCAUGAACAUUUUGAAGAUUUCAAGGAAGUCAUUAGUAAGGAAGUUGAUCAUGAGUUAAAAUACUUGGUAGAACACUACCUGGAGUUUGAAGAGUUCCGUGCUUCUCUUGACUAUAUUGGCUCCGACGACUUUAAGAAAUUGAUUUUCAAAAUGGAAGAAUUACCCGAAUUUGAAGCCGUAGUAGACUUUCUAGAAAGUAAUAACCUAGAUAUGCAAUACUUCCUUGACGCUUUUAGCACUAACCUUGAAUACGUUCAAAGAGGAAAUCUUCGUCACGAGGUCAGUGGCCGUGAUAUGUCUUCUCUUAUCAGAGACUGUACCAAUAUUUACCCUAAAGCUAAACUAGCUGCUCUUUAUGAAGAGAAGUUGGCUGAAGAUGAUGACUUCAGACGUGCCAUGGAAAGCUUCGAAACCGAGGAAUGGGAUAAACUGUACACCGCUCUCUGGGCGAAUGAAACCUUCCUGAAGGAAGUCGAAACUCUUAAAGAAAAUGGAAUCGAAGUUUCGUACAAGAUGAAGGUCGCUAUCGCAUUCCUCGCUCUGGUCGCUGUCGCUUGUUCAGCUCCUCAACCAAGGGUUCUGUUCCAUGAACAUUUUGAAGAGUUCAGCCGACUCAUUGGAGAUGAAGCUGCUGACGAUUUAAAUCACUUGGUAGAACAUUACUUGGAGUUCGAAGAGUUCCAAAUGUCUCUCGAUUACCUUAUUACCCCAAACUUCAGGAAUUUGGUUUACGAGAUGGAAGACUUACCCGAAUUUAAAGCUGUUGUGGAGUACCUCGAGACUCAUUACAUCGACAUUAAUUACUUCAUCAAUGCUAUCAAUAAUUUUGUUGAUGAUGUUCAAAGAAGAACUCUCCGUCACGAGGUCAGCGGCCGUGAUAUGUCAUCUUUUAUCAAAGACAGCAUCGAUGCCUUCCCCAAGGCAAAAUUGACUGCUCUGUAUGAACAGAAAAUGGCUGAAGAUGAUCUAUUCAGAAAUGCCAUGGAAAGCUUCGAAACCGAGGAAUGGAAAGAGUUGUACAGCGCUCUCUGGCAAAACGAGACAUUCCUGAAGGAAGUUGAAAUCUUAAAAGAAAAUGGAAUCGAUGUUGAGAUUGUUCUGCUUGAAGCUCAAGCCGUUCUAGGAAUUUACUAAGUAAAAGCAAGUUGAAAAUAUU
Molecule: messenger RNA, 1228 nt
Organism: Vanessa tameamea
Lineage: Eukaryota; Metazoa; Arthropoda; Insecta; Lepidoptera; Nymphalidae
Exons: 6
Coding region: 1-1206 (401 amino acids)
Source: RefSeq, a predicted model, not a curated record